GUCCGCCCGCAGCAGUCUCCUUCCCGGCGAGCUUUCACUACAGAGAUGGCUGCGAAAGUGUGCAGAUCAGUACUCCUGUUGUCCCGGAGCAGCGGAGCGGUGGCCGGCAGCCUCCCCGCACUUGUUGUCUCUUCACAGCGACAUCAUCAGCACAUAAGACCGCAGGAGGUACUGUCUUCUCCUUUCGCCCGUCAGACUGUCAGGAGAGCACAUGGCCUACGAUCUGCAGCCAACUCCACACUCUUCACCCAGCCUCCCACUGCCCUGUCUCCACAGGUUUGGAGGGGCGCCCCCUCAUGGCACGGCCAGAGACUGUUGUGUUCCUCCACUGCUCCAGAGGAGGUGACAGUGGUGUAUCAGAAUGGGCUGCCGGUGAUCUCAGUCAGUUUGCCGUCCAGGCGAGAGCGCUGUCAGUUCACCCUCAAGCCUCUCAGUGACUGUGUGGGAGUUUUCCUGCAACAGCUCCAAGCGGAGGACAGAGGCAUCGACCGGGUAGCCAUCUACUCCACGGAUGGAGCGAGGGUCGCCUCCUCCACAGGCAUAGACAUCCUGCUGCUGGACGAUUUCAAGCUCGUCAUUAAUGACACCACACACCUCGUGCGACCACCAAGGAGAGAGCUGCUGCCCCAUGAGGAGGCAGAAAGGUUGAAUGACGUCAAGUUUCUGGUGCAGCAGCUCUACACCACUCUGCGCAUCGAGGAGCACCAACUUAGCAAAGAACGGGAGCUGAUUGGAAGACUGGAGGACCUCAACACUCAACUCCGCCCCCUCGAGAAGGUGAAAGAGGAGCUGAACAAGAAGGCAGAGCGGCGUACCACCUGGGUGCUGUGGGGCGGCAUGGCGUACAUGGCCACCCAGUUUGGCAUCCUGGCCAGGCUCACCUGGUGGGAGUACUCCUGGGAUAUCAUGGAGCCCGUCACCUACUUUAUCACUUAUGGCACGGCCAUGGCCAUGUACGCCUACUUCGUGCUUACACGCCAAGAGUAUGUUUACCCCGACGCUAGAGACAGACAGUAUCUGCUGUUCUUCCACAAGGGGGUGAAAAGGACACGCUUCGACAUUGAGAAGUACAACAAGCUGAAGGAUGAUAUCGCUGAGGUGGAGUUGGAUCUGAAGCGUCUUCGGGACCCGCUCCAGCUCCAGCUCCCAGUUCAGCAGCUCACCGCCAGUAAAAAUUGAUGGGACGAGUGACUCCCUCCUCUCUCAGCUCCUGCAACCUCCUCUCCCUCUUUCCUUUUCCGUCCAACACCCUUCUCCUUUCCCUUUUCCCCCCAACUCCUCCCUCCCCCAUCCCUCCCACACCCAGUAAACCCAUCCCUUUCUUGACAGUGGGAGUUAGUUUUUUCUCCUUCUUUUUUCUUUUUUUCUUUUUAUUUUCCUGACUGAAAACUCCAGUUGGAAUUGCAAUUGAAAACCGCUAAAAGGCGACGAAGGACGGCGAGAGUACUGAGAACUGACAAAACUCUCAGCCGACGGAUGGUGAGGAUGAUGAAAAGGACUAUGAUGAUGAUAGAAUAAAAAUGGGCACUAUGGAUAUGCCUCAAGUCUCCGGAGGGACAGCCUGCAGGGAACUCCAGGGGAACUAUCACACCUCUAGACACUUCAGAACAGAGGACAUGCAGAGGGGCAGCCAUUGUUGAGUGUGUAUGUGUGUGUGUGUGUGUGUGUGCGCGCGUGUGUGAGGGACUUUCAGGGUACACUGGGACACCGACCCUGGCCACUCUGCGGGUGCAGCGGUGUAGUCCUGCUUCCUCUAGCGGUCAAACUAUCAGCACACACACCUACUCUUGGUUGGGGCAGCUCCAGGCCGAGUCUUGAUCCCACAAGCUAAAGUUUACACGGAAGUCCUGACUGCAGUCGCACCACCCUCCUGUGGCUGCCGCCUCUCCCCCCCCUAGGCCACGCCUCCUCCAGGUGACGGACAGCUGUCCCUCCCAGUGUGACCUUCGUCAGGAGCCUGUCUUGACUCGCAGGAUAUAGUCAUGACGACGCCUCGUUUCCUUUUCCUGUUGACGUCCUGUAGCGGCCCCGGUCUGCGCAAGUAUGAGAGUAACUACCGACAACAACAUCACUGUGUGUUCUUUUACUCCAAAAAAAAUAUUUUGGCACUUUUUAUUUUGAAAGCCAUAGUAUAUUUGUUAUGAAAAAGAAUAUAAAUAUAUAUAUGUAUACAAUCAAAUAAACAGAUGACCAGAGGCUAGUUUUUUUCAGUGGGGGGAGGAGCUCUCAAACACACUUCAUUUCAUCAUUUGCAUCCUCUGAAGAUCUCCUGCCAUGGAGGACCCCCGCUAACACACACAAAGCAUUAUAAUGUAUGCAUUUACUACCUUGAACUAUUCAUAUCUUGUCGUGACAAACACACACAAUGUAUUUCACACAUCCAGGUUGGAUGUAUGGCUCCUGUGCAUGGUCACCAAAGGGUGCUGAAGCCAAAUCAGGGUGAAAACGGCUUUGAUUGGAAUUGAUUUUAAGCAACGCAGAAUAUCGAUGUGGAUAAUGCCAUGCUCGACCUCUAUAAUCAUCUCAUGAAUACAAAGGAAACGCUGCAAGAAUGCUUAACAUAAUCAAAGGGUUAAAAUGUGCAGUGACCGCUGCCUCAAGCAAAGCUACAGGCAUGUCAUACUUUUAAUGUAUCUGAUAAACUGAGUUGUUUUAAAAAAGGUAAGGCCACAUUACAUAGCAGGAGUAUAAUUUGAGUAAAUUGCCUGCAGUUCAAUAAAUCGUUUUUCGAUAAUAUACAUUUUCUCCUUUUCAAAUACAAAGUUCUGGAGGUGUAAAAUUACCGUUUUCACAUUUUCAAUGGCCUUUAUCCUAGCAGCAUGUGAUGUGCAUUCAACAUCUGGAUUUCCUCACAAAUCUCAUAGACAAAACAACAAAAGACAGCAUCUAAAAAAAAGUAGAAGUGUCAUGGCAUUGAUACGCAGAGGCUUCUUUGAGUUUUCUCCUCCCACUGUUGCUGUAAUGCCCCCCUGCUCCCUCGAUGGCAAAGCAGGGUAGACUGCAUGCUGUGGUAUGACCUCAGUAGAAAUUUGUGAAUGUGUAGGAGCAUUAUUGCAAUUUUAUACUUAAUUGGACACUUUUCUUUGCCACAUCUAGCUGAAGUCUCAUCCAUCCAAAUUGGUUCAGUCAAAGGUUAUAGAAGCCAUAUGUUUGUGUUCAUUUUUUUUUUUUCUUCUUUCGGGAUGGUCACUGAAUUCACCUUUGCCAGCUUCACUUAGUUUUCUGUUCAUGGUGAGGAUUGGAGGCUCACUCUCCGGCCCCGUUUAUGUCUUCAAAAAAAAGAACUCAAAGCCAACAGUUGUUUUCACUCUGAACUGCUGUAGAGUACUUCUGCAGAGGGGAAGCACAAUGACAUGACAUCCCUAAGCAUGGACUUAAAGUGGAGACAGACAAUUUUUCAACUUUGUGGGCGCCGCCGUCGCAAAGACAACCCGAUCACAUUCUAUUUUCCUCAGAGCACAGCAUUUACCAAUAACACAGGACGCACUGCAUUUUGUUUUCCACUGUCACUUUGGUUGUUCCACCUGCUAUUGGGGACAGUAACUGCAAAGAACUUACUUAUGCUCUUUGCUAACCGAGGAUAACUAAAUCUAAAGCACUAUCCUCUUCCUGUUUUGAUUGUGCAAUGGUUUACGCACUUCCUGUUUUGUUUUUUUUUUUUGGUAAAUCAAGCCUUUAUUUUCCCAGGAGAUUAUAUUUGACACAUUGCAUAGACAAAGCGAGGCUUGUAGGAAACCAAUGUAAACACCAAUAAUGUCAUUAUUUUAUAGCUUUUACCAGUGAAAUCAGCAUUUACAUAAUAACAAGAUGAGAAGAUACAUGUCCAUUUCCACUUUAAGAUCAAGAUCCUGCACUCGGGUCUUGUGUGCACAGUUGGCUGAAUCCUACUGAAGAGAUCCUCAUGUUUAAUUGCAGAUUUUCUAUAAAAAUGCAUGAUUUUAGGUCAAAUCAAAAGUGAGCCAUGCAGAUCUCAAGGCAAGAUUUUGUCUACUGUCACUGUGUGCGUUAAUGUGUGAGUGUGUUUUAUCUCCAAGGGAAAUGGUGCCUUUAGGACGCUAAUUGAUUUAAAGGGUAAAGAUAAUGUAGCAAUUUGGUAACACCAUACAUAGGAAGGUCAAAUUUGAGUGUUUGUUGGAAAUCAAUCUCACCGCGGGUCUGUGAACAUGUGUGUUUGUUGAAUCCACGUGUAGGCAAGUGUGUGCAUGGGGGGGAAAGUUCAAAUCACCAUAUUCAUGAAUGCUCUGCCCCUAAUGACUGCAUGCCAAUAGUGGUAAAAAAAAAAAAUCAAUUCCACCUUCAUCCACACUUCAUGGCAGUCAUUCGUUUUUUUCCUGAAUAAGCCAACUUACACACACACACACACACACACACACACACACACACACACAAAGUGCGACAGUGUUUCCUUUGAGAUGCACUGGUGAGAGUCUGCAGUCCAAUCCUCCCCUCUGCUGCUUUUACACUUCUCUCCAUCAUCACCGCAACCUUUUUAUCAUGCCAUCCACCGUUUAUUGCCUUUGUUUGUUUGUUCUUGUUUCUUUUUUAAAACCAAAAUAUAUCAAAUAUAGGGAAACUUUAUUAUAAAGAGGGUGUUGCAUGAAUGUAUGUUUACAUGGGAAAUUAUGUGAAAAUAAAAAAAGAUGAUUUAUCCAAGAAAAUAUAAAAAACUGCAAAGAUAAUUUAAGAACGUUGUUUGUAGAGAUUCCUAGUUAUAAAAGGCAGUGGACAGGGCUGCGUCUUUAGAAUCUGCCCUGCCAAAUCGGACUUAAAAUCUCAGCCAACCAACUGCUCAAACCUCCAUCAAUCCCCACUCCCGUCUCCACCUUAUUUCCUCCCAUCAACCCCUCCCUCGGCGUGCAUUUAACACCCUCCAUCCUUGGUGCACCUAUAAAGGAGGAGACCUGUUGACCUCAGUUACUAACGUCCUGGAUUCGAUUCCAAAGGAGAAGUGUCAGGCGCACUCUGUUAGCUUCUAUGGGAACUCCUCCCACUCUUGUCCCUCCUGUCAUUUUCAUCCACCCUCCGCCUUUUUUCUCCAAAGCAUUAUUAUUCUAUGUUUUGAAUGUGUGUUCUGUUUUAAAUAUCUUGUUCGUGUGCAUUUACAAUAAGAUUACAAUGCCUAAAGAGUGAAGCAGAAUAUAGGAUUGAAAUGAUCUUGUAAUCCAUUCUUACCUCUUAUUUUGUUUUUUGUUUCUUUUUCUUGUCUUUUUUUUCUGUUGACAUAUGAUGCUGUAAUGUUGGCAAAAAAGAAAAAUGUAAAAUCCUGUAUCAUUUAUGAAAUAUGUAUAAAAGAGAAAUGUAAUUCAAUUAUCAAUAAAAUCCUUAUCCAGUUUUUGGAGCUGGCUGUCCUGUU
Messenger RNA from Plectropomus leopardus (leopard coralgrouper), 5353 nucleotides. It is a transcript of the gene mcu, whose product is annotated as mitochondrial calcium uniporter. The record is from RefSeq and is a predicted model, not a curated record. Gene Ontology annotation, biological process: mitochondrial calcium ion homeostasis; calcium import into the mitochondrion. Lineage: Eukaryota; Metazoa; Chordata; Actinopteri; Perciformes; Serranidae. Gene Ontology annotation, molecular function: calcium channel activity; uniporter activity. Gene Ontology annotation, cellular component: uniplex complex.